GCGAAUGUUGGUCUCUUCGCGAAGUGUUGAAGGAAACGGGAUAUUUUUCUUAUCGGAAAUUUACAGACAAUAGUUUUUUCCGCUCGGAACAUGAAUGAAAAACGAUUGAAUGGUGGAUGUUGAUUGUGGUGCUCCAUAUAAUUGUACAAUCGGGGCUAGAAGUGUCUCUUUGUUGUGCGACGCAAAAUUGGGCGCCCUUUCGAGAGAGUUAAAAGUUUAAGAGCUCCUUUCGGAAAAUGUGUGACAAAUUAGAAUUGUCUGAUGUGUUCAGAAGUGGUAAAUGGUAAAUGUGUUGAAUUGAAUUUUCGUGUAAUUCAACGUAUUUGAAAGUGUUGCUUGGUGAAGUUUUUGCAAGCUUUUUUUUGGUAAAAACAACUCCCCGGGCAGACCCGUGAAGGAUUUGUUUACAGCGACGAAAAAGGUGAAAACAUUUUGCUCCUCCAAAGCAAAACAAGUGUAUAUGUGUUCUUGCAAGCGAUUUCAUGGUGUGAGAGACUUUUCAGUGGAUAUUUGAAAAAUGUGAUACAUUUGUCCUUCGGUCAAUUAAUUUUUGAAGGUGCUGCACUUCUUGUAUUCUUCUUCUCAGGCAGAGGAUAUAUCCUUGUUAUUCAACAGUUCAGUGGAUGUUGUCUAAUUCACCGAAUGGCUCCAUCUCCACCACCACCCUCUUAAGACACAAUCGCUCGAAGGACUCAUCCGCAACAAACGCUAGGGCGAGUAUACACAAUCGGCGACCCAGUUUUCUCUCCCGGCGAGCGAAGAGAAUCCCCGAGAAUUGCGAGAGAGCCGAAAGAGCAAACGGUGGUAACUGAAAGAGAGUAAGUGAGUCGCUGAACAAGAGAGAGCAAGCGAGCGAACGAGUUUCGGCAGCGAUGAGCCAUCGCACCGAGCAGCGGCAGUAGCUGGCGUGAAGAGCAACAUAGCGGAUCGUUGCGUUGCAGGUCGUUGUGUGUCCGUGUCGUUGUCCAUCCGAACGAACAAGAAGACAAAGAAAAAGAGCAAAAAGUGUAGAAGUGCUGCCAGUAGUGGAUUUUAAAUUGGAUACAAAGAAAAAAAAUACAAAAUUAUAACAUUCGGUCGAACGCCGCGCGACUAAUCGCGAAACAGUGCUCCUGUGGAACAACAUAAGUGGAAAAAGCGCACAUAUGUGAAGGGAAGUGGAAUAAAAGGCAACGAAAAAAAACCGGGUCACGCGUGUCAACGUCGAGGGGGAUUAUCCACCGUCGUCCCACUUGCGUGCCGCCGCUACGAGAGACGGGUGUCCGAACGGGUGAAGAUAUCAAAAUAAAAGUGAGAUUUGGUGCAGUUUUGAUCGUUAUUAAAUGAUCAUCUUCAUUUUUUUCCCUCUGGUUCUGAAGUUGGAAAGUUAAACAUUCAAGAAUCGACGUUUGUCGAGUUUCCCGUUCCGCAACGGCGGAGCGGAUCAGAGAAGAAGUUUGAAGCAGAAGCAAAUAAUUAAGUAUUCCGCCUGUAUGCGAGGGCGAAUGUUGUGUUCCAACGUUUCCAAUGGUUCGUUUUCGGGUCCCGGUCUAGGGUAUAUGUGUGUAUUAUAAACACAACACAAACAGGGAGUGCGGGGGAAGGCGCAGAGUAAGCGCGGUAGUGGUGUGGAAUGGGAGAACCUCUAUCUGGUUCCCGGUGUUUCUAGUCCUCCUCCUCCUGCUCCUACUCCUGCUUUUCACACACGUCCUUUCGGUGCGCUGCAUCAUCGUGUGUAGAGUUGAUCCGACCGCUCGGUGCUCCUAAGACCUGAAAUUAUUAUUGCACGGUCGGGAUCCAGGAUAUUUUUUGUACCGUGACUGUGUGCUGUCCGUGUACUUGUGCAUGUGUGUGUGUUGGUAAUAAUACGAGAAACAGAAGAGAGCGAAACGGAGAAAAGUGUUCUUAAAGCGGCAACUAUAGGUGCAGCAGAUGCUUCAGAGGAAGAAGAAACAGACAUGUGAUAAAUGUGAACACGGCGGUGCGUUUAGCUAAGGUUCCAGAAGGCCUCGAAUGCCUCCUCGAAUGAAUGGAGGAAAAGGAGCCUCAAGUGGUGCUGUUGUGUUUCUCCGGGGCCCUCGUACAGCAGGGGAAGAGUGAAAAUGACGAAAAUUCCCAGCGAAACUCGAGAAAGAUGUGCUUAGACAGUGCCGUUGUUUCGGAGCAUUUUUGUUCUAGUUUAGGAUAAUUUAAUCAUUUCGGGGGGUGAAAAUCGAUAAUCCUCGACCCGACCCGAGCGGCGGGUGUGCGAAAACGUCGUCGUGAUAAAGGAAUAUAGUGUUUCCGUGGUGGGGGGAGUGAUAAAGUGUGAAGUGUGCAGUGUAGAUUCGUGCAACCACUCCGCGAGGAGUUAUAGACCAGUGUUCACAAUGUUUACCGAGGGGUCUUCGCACAAGAAAUACAAGAUCUCUUUACCGCUGCACAGCAGCGGCAGCAGCAGUAGCGAUGAUAGCAGGAAUAGCAGUGUUUGCAACAGCCUUAGAAACAGGAUCAGUGAUACCGAUGGCUGUCUACGGCUACCGAGCCACGGGUGUUUCUGUAGCCAAAACGAGGUGGUGAUCGAUGAUGGGGCGGAAGAUGACCCCAGAAACAGCAACAGUAGUAGUAGCAACAGCAACAGUCUCCGCCCUAGUACUAGUGUCCACAAAUCCGGCCGACGAAGGAGAGAACGUCGGCCGGACACCGUGAAGAAGGUUCGCGUGAGAACCCGCUCCAGUGCUGCAACCACCAGCCCCCGCACCUAUCACCACGAACCCAGUCAAUCCCGAAGGCCGCGACCAUCCGUGGCCAUCGUCUCGCGUCGAUACUCCUCCCUAGCGAUAGUGUUAAUUAGUACCGUUCUAUUGUUGUGCCACUGUGGUCCGUCGGCAUUCCUCUUCAGUCCCAGCUGGGCCGUCCUGCUGGAUGCCAAUGGGGAAAGUGCCGGGCCGGCCGGAGCCCCGGUGCAGGCCUUCGGUGAUGGGUUGGGGAAUUUCAAUCUGGAGCGCAGUAUAGCGGCCGUGUUUAGCCGGGUCGCGUACGGAUCAACGACUACGACGAAGCGCAGCAUACCGGACAACGUGUACGUGCCGAGCUUGACGACCGUGUCGACGCCACUGCUGACGACGUUCAGGUACCGAGAAAAGGACAAGGAUCCGCUGGGUUUGGGCAGUGGCAGCGGCAGCGGCAGCGGCAUUGGUGGUGGAUCCAUCGGUGGAGAUGGCCUUGGCAGCCUUGGGGGUGGGGGCGUUGGCGGCCGGGAACCUCACCACAACCAGCAGCAGAUCAGUGCCAACCAUCGGAACUACGAACUCGAUCUGGAGCGGGACCAUGUGCUGCCCACGUCGGCCCCCAACGCGGAGAUCCUCAAGAGCAACAGCAACCCGACCUAUCCGAAUCCGAACCGGCACCACGGGCACGACCGGCAUCGGCACUUCAACUCGACGCCAUAUCCGCAUGGUCACAACAAGAAGGGAUUCCCCACGAAUCCGAUGUUCCCGGGGGAUAUCCCAUCGUACUCGCCACCGUUUCGGGCCUCGUUCACGCCUCCACUGCCUCGCAAUUACACUAAUCCGUUCGCGGACAAACCGACCCUGCGGGGCACCAACAGUGACAGCGCCAUCAUCAACACCGGUAGCUACGUGAAUCGUCGUCCACUGCCACCGCCCAGCUUGAUGCCCGGCCACGAGCGAAUUCCCAUCCGGCCGGAUCUGAACGGGUCGGGAGGGAGUCCCCAGCAGAAACCGCUGCAUCCCCAGGACAUUGCCAACGGCGGUGGCGGCGGGGGAGGAGUCGGUCUUGCACCUCCGGUCAUUGGGGGUCCCUCGAGUUCGUCCCAAUCGAUCGAGGCGCAGCGCAAGAAGGCGCUGAACACACCCUCGGAGAAGAGCAACAAGCUGGAUUCGGCCAAGAGCUACGGAGUGGACAAUAAGUUCAUGCUGGACGCAAAUGGGGGGAACUCCAGUGCAAUACUGCCAAACGGGAUGCAUUUCCCGUCGAUUUCAAGGAUACUGAGUGGGUCCAAUGGGCGCACGCAAACGAUUCCGGACGUGUUGCUGCGGUCGGUGACUUCGGCGCCAAGGCCAAACCAACCGACGUUCGAUCUCAACCCACCGGUGACAUCGCUGAGCAAUGCGAAGACGCUGAACAAGGGUAAUCAGGGUGAUCGGAGUGAGGAUGAGAGCGAUGAUUUCGAGGGAGGGAAUGAGAACAGUGGUAGGGAUCAGGGCGAUGAAGAUGACGAUGAGGAGGACGAUGACUCGGUUGUGGUGGAGAAGGACGGCGGGGGUUUCUAUUCGACCCAGGCGCAAAGUGUUCAAACCAGCACGGUGAGUUCGUUUAUGCAUUUGUCCUCCUCGUCGUCUCCGAUUACGCAGAAGAUGCCGAAUCUGAACCUCAAGUCGGUGAUGAUCAAGGCGAACGCCAGCGGCGAAGAUGGUCAAUUAGGUAGCGGAGGAUACGCUAACGAUAGGAACUUCGCUAGCGACAUUGAAGAUAUCAGCACGUGGACGAUCGCGUGGAACAUCCACGUGUAUCUGUCGGCAAUACUGUUCACCAUCCUUGCCGUGUACUCGAUAUUUAAGAUAAUUUUCUACGAUAAGCUAACGCAUCUUUUCUCGCAAUCGUACUUCAUCAGCAUCCAUCUGAUUCUGAUCAUAAUCUGCUUGCUGCGCAUUUUCUACCUUUGCUACGACGCGUACAAUAUCCACUUUAGCUUUAAUCUCUUUACCUCCGAGCUUCUGCUGAACCUUCCGCUGACUUUCCUCACGACGACCUUCGCCAUUUUGAUCCUGUUUCUGUUGCUGAGGUCGAUCAACCACAAAACCAACCGGUACAGCUCGAUUCUCCGUCCACUAACGAUCAUGAUCGGUUCCGGGGUGCAUGUGGGGCUCUGCGUGACCCUCCAUCUGGUGGAAUCGUACGAAACCCAGCAGUUCUACCACAAGCAGGCCCAGCUGAUGGCCAACAGCCGGGGCGGACAGAGUGGCCAUGGACCCACCAACAUUCAAAUCCCACCGCGAGUACUGUCGCUGAUCUGCCAGAUCAUCUACAUCUUCAUCUGCCUCUCGCUGGGGAUCCUCUAUCUCUACAUGUACCGUCUGUUGAAGCGCAUUUUGCACAAGAGCCAGAACUACAUCCACGGGUACAACAAUUUGUCGUACGCGAUCCACAUCACGAUCGCGACCGCCCUGCUGUUCAUUCUGCUGGCGGCGCUGCAAAUCUACGGUGCCAUCAGUAUCAGCUCUCAGACGAAGGUGAAACUGUCGCCGAACAACAACCUGAACGAUGGGUCCGCCAAGAAGACCCUGUGGGCUUCGCACAUCGAGAUCGAUUGGUUCCAGUGGGGCUACCAGUUCAGCCUGCGGUUCAUUGAGAUCGUGAUCAUCGCGCUGCUCUCGUGGGUCACCGGACUGAAGACGGGAACGUCGAAGGUGAUCCAGCGGGAGAAGGACAUGGAGCAGCCGAACGCGAGUGGGUUUGCCCUGUUCCCGUGCACUUCGUCCUCCAGCCAGGAGAACUUCGAGACGGACUAUCCGGCGGUUUGCAACGCUAACACGAAUCUGCACACGUACACACUGCGCACGGGGAAACCGAUCUACGACGAUAACUUUGCGCUGAACUCGUUGAACUUGGAGCAGAACAGCAACCAGGAUUUGCAGCUGGGACCGGGUGGCGUUGGGGGCGAGUUCCAGCGGUCGAUCGAGACCAACAGUAUGCGGUCGAGUUCGCACAAUUACAGUAACAACUACAACGGUAGCCAGCAGGCGGAUGGGCACGAGGAUUUCAUGAACGAUGGCGAUCAGAUGCCGGAUCAUUACGAGAACCCGAACUUUGAGCUGAAGCAUCACCACCAUCGGGGGGUGGUGGAAUCGCAGGGUGGUGGUGGUCCUCAGUAUCACGAUAUCAUAGACAACUGCUACUCGGAACCGAUCAACGCGCCACCGUACGAUACGAAGAGUCUGCGGGGGGCGGCGAUACCUCCGGUGCAUAUGCCACCGCAGGGGCCGAGGAACUAUGAUUUCCAGAACUUCGAAAGGCCAUCCUUCGAGCAAGCUCCCUCGUCGCAGUCGAUUUCGCGGGGUGAGUUCAGGGCUUCGAAGAAUCUGAAGACGCUGAAGAAUAGCGGUGGAGUUGGCGGUGGCGUUGUCGGUGCCGGCGCGGGUCAGGCAAGUUAUGACGGUGCGAACACGAUGGGUCAUCAUCACUAUAACCACUUCAACAACUACAAUGAUUCGUUCGAGCGACGGAUUGGGGUUCGGAAGAGCGGUACGCUGAACAACAUCGGUGGGAUGCAUUUCAACCAGCACGUGGGGGGAAGUGGGCGGAACAAUAACAACUCCAACUCGUCGGCUUCGUCUUCGACUUCAUCGAACAAUCGUGGUGCAAUACAUCAGCAGCAGCUGCAGCAGCAGCAACAGCAAGGUCCGGGCCAGGGAAGACCUCCGCGAGGAGUUGGUCCCGAGAGGCACCUCAACGGUGCUCAGACGUUGAGUUCGUCCGGUCGGGGAGUCCCGGAUCAUCACCAUCAUCACCACCACCACCCGCAGGCAGCUCCGCGAAAUCUCCCCGGUGGAGAUUUUGUACAUCCGGGAAGCUUCAACGAUCGGCUAGCGAACGGGGCGGAUCACCAUUCGUCCCAGGACAACAUCAACAACUUCGACGACAACAGCAGUUCGGCGAGUUAUUACCACAGCAAGAAACGCUCGCGGGAAUCCUCCAGCUCGAGCUACACCGGGUUCAACACAAACAACAACAACGGAACCAGUGAUCAUGGCCCGCAGAACCUGGAACCGGGCGGUAGUUCCUCGCCGACGAUGUCCGGCUCGAACGUGCCCAUCAAUGGACUGAACGGUAUCGGUGGGGGAGGUAGCAGCUCGGGUGGAUCGUCCAGUGGGGUUCUACCGGGGAAGAUUGCCCCCGUUGGCGUCCCCACUGGAGCCGCCUCUGGUGAUAGCUCGUCGAUGCUGGUCGCCGAGCAAGGUUUCGUGCGGUUCCGGGCCCUCGAGGACCCCACACUUAGCUCGCGAACCAACCUUAGAGAUAAGAACAAACUAUUUAUGAAUUCUUAGAGUUUAAUGACCGAACGGCAGCUGCUGCAACAGCAGCAGCAACUGUAGACCGAUGUUCUUUUUUUGCCUACUCUCUCUUAGAUUCUGUUUAUUCGACUAGGAUUUAAAGCGCAAAGGACAGAACACACAACAUUCGCAUGUGUCAGCGAUUCCCUCCGCCGUCGGGGGGAACGCCAAACUAUGAACGUAAUUUUCCCCAUCCAUUAAAACACACAAACAAAAACAAAACAAACAAGUCUCGUUGUAAAUAGUUAGCGCGAAGAUAUGCGGAAUUAAGGCGAAACAAUUUCAGUCACAAGUGAUCGAUUUAUUACUAAUUAGAAGAAGGUAAAAAAACGGCUACGGCUCUUUAGGAAGUAAGGCAGAAAAAAAAACAAUUUGAUGACAUUUAAAUAGCUGUGUAUAAAAAAGUAUAUAUAUAAAAAACACACGCAAGAAUUUAAGGUUUUGCUGUGCCCCCCAUUCGUUGUCGGCCUACGGAAGCCCGUGUCGCCCUUCGUUGUAAAUUAUUGUUCCUUUCCCCGUCCCUAGCCAGCAACCCUAAACACAUACACACGCGCUCAUGAUAUCCUCGUCUCUUUGGCAGUCACACUAUCUCGCUCUCUCUCUCUCGUUCUCUCGUUCUCUCCCACCGUCUCCGGUCUCUUUCGAAUGUGUGUAUUCUCCCUUCGGCUGUUCUUUCGCUCUCGCAGUGUGCCCCACUCCCCAACUCCUACUCAUUCCUGGUCCUCCUCCGGCAUUGGUAUAGAAUUGCAGCAGCGGAAAAAACAAGAAUCGGAAACUUUUGUGCUAUAAUUAGAGAGACUCAAAAAAAAGAGGAACCCCAGAAAGGAAGAAACUGUAAUUAACUUGACAGAAAGCAGCUAAGCAGCGCGAGCAAAGAAUUUGAUUGCAAAGCAAGAUUGAAACAGAAAAGAGAUGCAACCAAUUGUGAUGAUUUAAUCCGUCGUUUCACUUUGACACGUUCAUACAUAGAUACACUAAAACACACAUAAACACAAUGAGAUAAGUGUCGAUAUCUCGGAUGAAACGCUGAAUCCUGAAGCGGAAAGUUAACGAAAAACUGACACACAAUAGUUAAUAGUAAAAACGAGCAUAAAUAGUUUAGCAAACUCUGAACUGAAACAAAAAAAAAACAGUAAAUAAAACAACAGCCGAUGAUUUCGUGUAAUAGUAUUCGUUCUAGUUUAAUAUGGUUUCAUCGAUUGUUUUUUAAAGUUUUGUAUAUUUACAACUUCAAUUGGUUUUUAAGUUCCCGCACAACGCUUAGGUCCCCCUCAUAAGAGGGAGCACUACUUCGAACGUCCAGCAGCUGCAGCUUCGCUCGCCACUUUGAAGAGCGGCUUGUGUCAGCAGAGUCGACAGUCGGAGGUGUGGAUUAAUCGUGGUCAAACUGUGAAAAUUUGAGGCAUUUCCCUCUCUGUGGCCAGGAACAAGCUCAAGACUGAUAUAUUAAGAGGAAUAACCACUCAUCAGCUUCUCAUAGUUCAUCGUUACCUGGGAUGAACUAUGAGGAGCUGAUGAGUGGUUAUUGUAAGUAAGUUGGAUCCACUUGAAAGGUAUAAACCAUAUAAAACACCGAUUUACAUUUCGAAAACGAAAAAUUGAAAAUAAACUUUCCUCUCAGACGCUUCGUUUCAUGCAGGUAUAUUUCCAUAAACGCUUUCCUCUCUCUUGUUAUUGAGUCACAAUGAACUCGUUCAUCAGUUAUUUUCGCUCGUAACGCUCGUCAAUUCAUUUUUGGUUAAGGCAAAUGGUUGUUUUAAUUGGCGUGGCGAAUGAAUAUAAAUCUUCCUCUUCAUUUAACUACUCCACCUCGACAUGAUCUUCGUUGCCCGCGUGUAUAAUCUUUUUUUCUUUCAUGUGUAUAUGAAGUGAAACGAAAACUUGAUUUCUGAUGCAGAAAAGUAGUUACACCAUUAAAUGAUGGCUCAAUUCUUUACCUACCGUGAACUCAUCUACAAAUUGUAAAUGUGAGAGAAAAACGAAUUCAGUCUGAGAGGGAAGUCAUUUGAAUAUGCCGUAAGGCUCAUUUUACGGUGAAAAAUGAAAGAAACACAGACGAAGCAAAUACCGACGAAAGCGCCCGAAGAAUUUAUAUUGUCAGUGAAACUGAUGAAAGAAGCGAAACACACUUUCAGGUUGAUGGUUUCAUAGCCCCUUGGCGAAUCUCGGUUGAAUAUGACUUUGCCGAGCCUUGAUCUGAACACUCAAAAA
Molecule: messenger RNA, 9245 nt
Organism: Toxorhynchites rutilus septentrionalis
Lineage: Eukaryota; Metazoa; Arthropoda; Insecta; Diptera; Culicidae
Exons: 7
Coding region: 2349-7028 (1559 amino acids)
Source: RefSeq, a predicted model, not a curated record